Molecule: messenger RNA, 4112 nt
Organism: Calidris pugnax (ruff)
Lineage: Eukaryota; Metazoa; Chordata; Aves; Charadriiformes; Scolopacidae
Gene: ZNRF3
Product: zinc and ring finger 3
Exons: 9
Coding region: 118-2622 (834 amino acids)
Biological process (GO): Wnt receptor catabolic process; negative regulation of canonical Wnt signaling pathway; ubiquitin-dependent protein catabolic process
Molecular function (GO): ubiquitin protein ligase activity; frizzled binding
Source: RefSeq, a predicted model, not a curated record
CGGGCUGAGAAAUCCAGGGGCUCUGAGACUAAAUGAGGGUCUUUUCUUGCUGUCCAGAAAAAGGCUGGUGGUACUGAACGUGGACAAAUGCAGAAUGGCUGAGGAGCAAAGGAGGAGAUGCACCCCCUGGGACUGUGUAACAGCAACGAUGAGGAAGACCUGUAUGAGUACGGCUGGGUGGGAGUGGUGAAACUGGAACAGCCCGAGCUGGAGCCGAAGCCCUGCCUCACGGUCCUGGGGAAGGCAAAACGAGCAGUACAGCGAGGAGCCACAGCGGUCAUCUUUGAUGUUUCUGAAAACCCAGAUGCCAUUGAUCAGCUGAACCAGGGCUCAGAGGACCCUCUGAAGAGACCGGUGGUGUACGUGAAGGGUGCUGAUGCUGUCAAGCUAAUGAACAUCGUUAACAAGCAGAAAGUGGCACGAGCAAGGAUUCAGCAUCGCCCCCCACGGCAACCCACCGAGUACUUUGAUAUGGGGAUUUUCCUGGCCUUCUUUGUGGUUGUGUCUCUUGUUUGCCUCAUUCUUCUUGUCAAGAUCAAACUGAAACAGCGACGUAGCCAGAAUUCCAUGAACAGGCUUGCAGUGCAAGCACUGGAAAAAAUGGAGACCAGGAAGUUUAAGUCCAAAAGUAAGGGCCACAGGGAAGGGAGCUGUGGAGCACUGGACACGCUCAGCAGCAGCUCCACCUCGGACUGUGCCAUCUGCCUGGAGAAGUACAUCGACGGGGAGGAGCUGCGGGUCAUUCCCUGCACUCACCGCUUUCACAAGAAGUGUGUGGAUCCGUGGCUGCUGCAGCAUCACACCUGCCCCCACUGCCGCCACAACAUCAUCGAGCAGAAGAAGGGGAGCGCGGGUCCGGUCUGCCUGGACUCCAUCACCCCGGGGCGCAGCCGGCAGCAGAGGGUGAUUCUGCCCGUGCACUACCCCGGCCGGGUGCACCGAGCCAGCCAGAUCACGGCCUAUCCCACCCGCACCAGCAUGGACCCUCACGGAAACCCCAUCACGGUGCUGACGGUUGAGCGACACGGUGAGCAGAGCCUCUACCAGGCCCAGUCCCCAGCCUACAUCCGAAGUUACCAGCCUAUUCACUUGGACCACGCUUUAAACACGCAUCACUGCAGCCUGGAGCACAGGGCUUACUCUCCGGCUCACAACUUCCGAAGGCCCAAAUUUGGGGGACGCAACUUUUCCAAAGCAGCCUGUUUUUCCCAAUACGAGACCAUGUAUCAGCACUACUACUUCCAAGGCCUUAGUUACCCUGAGCAAGAUGGACAGCCUCCCGCUGGCAUUUCCUCAAAGGGUCCUUCCCGUGCCUUCCAGCCUGGUGGCAGCAUGCUCUUCCCUCCCGUGGUACACGUGGUGCCCUCCUCCCGCCUGGAGAGCGGCAGCACCUCCAGCUUUAGCUGCUACCACGGCCAUCGCUCGGUGUGCAGUGGGUAUCUGGCUGACUGCCCCGGCAGCGACAGCAGCAGCAGCAGCUCUGGUCAGUGCCACUGCUCCUCGAGCGAUUCCAUGGUUGACUGCACGGAGGUCAGCAACCAGGGGGUGUACGGGAGCUGCUCCACCUUCCGCAGCUCGCUGAGCAGUGACUAUGACCCCUAUGUUUACCGCAGUAAGAGCCCUUGCCGAGCGGGCGAGGUCGGUGGUGCAAACAGGAGUGCAAUCGUUCUCUUGGAGGGCCCCCACCAGGACGAGCUUCCAGCUCACGCUCACAGCCUGGUGGGUGCCGACUGCCGGCCCGUGCCAGCUUCUUCCUCAGGGGACCAACUGUCCAACUGCAGCAUGGAUAUGAACUAUAGCAGUAAUUCCUCACUAGAGCACAGGGAUCCAAAUGGCACUACCUCAGAGGGAGGACAUGAGGCCACUCCUGGUGCUGCCUUGGAUGUUAAAAGGAACUGGAAGAACCCAGAGACGGUGGGGCCGCUCGUGGAGCAGGCGUGUGCCUGCUGCUUCGAGCUCCAGCACUCUGCCCUGGAGCCCGGCGGCGGCAGCGCUGACUGCGGCGCGCUCUUCCUCAGCUCCCCGCUGUGGGGGACGUGUGGCCCAGGAGUAGAGCCCCAGUCAGGGAACACCCCGGGCUUGUACAGUAUUAACUCAGACCACUUGCAUAGGACAGAUGGGGUCAAAUACGAGGGCUUGCCCUGCUGCUUCUAUGAAGAGAAGCAGGUAGCCUGUAGUAGUACCAGUGGCGGUGGAGGCGGUGGCUGCUAUACAGAAGACUAUGCAGUGAAUGUGCAGUACACGCUUCCCGACGACACCCUGCCCAGCUGCUGUAAGGGUGUGUGUGAUCUGGGUCAACGCAUUCCCAUCAUUCCUGAAGACAGAGACUGUGAGCUGAUCCUACCUGCAGAGUGCCAGGGGAGCCACGCCGGAGGCUGCGGUUCCUGGGACGGGACGCCCGAGCUGGACACGUAUCUGCACUGCCAGGGUGUCCCAGAGGUGCAGGACGAGAGGGAGGGCUGCUACGAGGCAACGUCAUUCCUGCGGCAGAGCUACUCUCAGGAGGAGGAAGCCAGGAUGCUCUUUCCCAGUCCCACUCUGAACUCCCAGAAGCUGAUGACGACCACAAAGGCCACAGGUGCUGGAUCUCAUCCCUUGGAGAGGAGCCAAAUCGGUGACUAGACCUGUCCAGAUGAUCCCGGAUGCAGAAGCGGAGCUUGUCAGAGACUCCAAAUUCUCAUGGACUUAAUUUUUUUUUUUUUUAAGCUUUGACAAACACACAAAAGUGGUAAUGUGGAGAAGUCCCUCCCCUACUUCCUCUUCCUCUGUGUCCACAUCAGCUUGAUUGUCUCCUUUCUCCCUCUUGCCUGAAGCCUUCAGGCCUCCAUUUGUGUGCAAAGCCCACGUGGGACAUGGUGUGGAGCGUUUCUGAGCUCUAGUGCCAUUUCUAUAUUAAUGACAAAGUGUUAUUUAUAUUUUCUUUUUAGAAGUGACCGUGUCGGCUCUCGCUGAGAGGUACCACGGUGUGUUAAAUAAGCCAGGCUAUGUGUAGAUGCUGUUAUCUCCUACUUAAAGGAGUCCAGCCUUCAAUAAGCUCAGGGCUACACCUGCCUUAGAAACCAGAUAGCACCUUGAAAUAGAGUAGUCCAGAGGGAUACAGCUGCUGGCUGGGUGCUGGGAUACCCACUAGCCCUAGUAGCAAGUCCUAGUAGCCAGCAAGUUACCAUGAGCGGUUCCGAGGGAGGUGAAGCGUUGGACUGGCCUUUCUCCUCUCCCCACCUCCCCCUUUCAUGCUGCUCUGAUGAUUUGGCCAGGAAGGGGGCUCCUGCCCCUCUGAUUAGUUUUAACCAGAGUUGGGGGGAGGAAAACUGGGGGCCCAGAAUGUUCUCUCCCUCGCUUCCCGCUAAACCGUGGACCUUGCUGUACCUUCUGACCUUCUGCUGGGGACCCCUCCCUCAAAGCGAUGCUGGAAGGAAGUGCUUUGAAAGGGUGAUACCUUCGUAGGUAACGAACCUCACCUUCCACGGGGGGUUCUCCAGCCCCUGCAGCCCCUGCUCCAGCCGUGGGGAACGCAGGAGACCAGCUGGUGGGACGCCUGCAGCUUGGCUGGGUGGGUUUGGGAACGGGUCAGGGAGUGUCGCUUCCUUUGCAGGCUGCGAGCGUGGCCGAGGGCUGCGGGGCUGUCACCUCCUGUGCGCGGGGAGAGAGAGGGACUUGGUUUAAUGGUCGUUUUCUUCGCCGUGGUUGAUGGAGCCGCCGUCGAUCCAUCGGUUUCAAAGGUUUCUUGGGCCCAGCCAGUUGUGCUUCGUUUGUGUGUUGCGUUACAGAGUGCUGUCUGUACCCCCUUAGCCUGGGCGCACCCUCUUGUCCUUCUUCUUGUACUAGUGAGGACGUUGGUUAUCGCCAGGUAAUCGACGUCGUCACUUCUGAUAGCAAUUGUUUCCUGUGGAAACGGGGGCCUCUGGGUCAGGGGCCGCCAUCGCGUGGUCGGAAUCGCCUGUCAUGCUGCAUGUGCCUGAGGACACGGUGUCAUCCUGCCUGGUGAACCCACAGCAGGAGUUCUCCUAAAGGGAAACUGAAUUAUUUAAUGCCCGCGGUGCCAGUCUGCUGACAAAAAAUUUCGUCCGAAGUUCGGUACGAUUUGGAGAGACUUAAAACAUGGGGAAAAAAAA